AUGUCUCUCAACAUCCCCAGCGCCCCCAAUGCGGGCCUGUUCAAGCAAGGCUACAACAACUACGAUUCCGAAGACGGCGCCGUCUUGCGAAAUAUCGAUGCCUGCCGAGCCGUCACCUCCACCGUCCAGACGUCUUUGGGCCCCUACGGCCGCAACAAGGUCGUCAUCAACCACCUGCAAAAGAUGAUCCUGACCUCGGACGCUGCCACCAUUCUCCGGGAGCUCGAUGUCGUCCACCCCGCCGCCAAGCUGCUCGUCAUGGCAAGCCAGCAGCAGGAGGCCGAGAUGGGCGACGCGACCAACCUGGUCAUUGUCCUGGCCGGCGAGCUGCUGCGCAAGGCCGAGGAUCUCCUGAGGAUGGGGCUCAAGUCGGCCGACAUUGUCAUUGGUUACGAAAAGGCCCAGAACUUUGCCCUCGAGACGCUGGAAAAGCUCGUCGUCGACAAGGUCGAGGACAUGCGGGACCCGGAGGAGCUGAGCAAGGCCAUCCGAACCGUCAUUGCCAGCAAGCAAAACGGCAAUCAAGAUUUCCUCGCCGACCUCGUUUCCGAGGCCGUCCUGGCCGUCCUGCCCAAGAACCCCGCCAACUUCAGCGUCGACAACGUCCGCGUCGUCAAGAUCAUGGGCGGCGGUCUGGAGCAGAGCCGCGUCGUCAAGGGCAUGGUCUUCCCCAAGGAGCCCGACGGUUCCGUCAAAAAGGCCCGCCGCGCCAAAGUCGGCGUCUUUACCUGCCCCAUCGACACCAGCCAGACCGAGACCAAGGGCACCGUCCUGCUGCACAACGCCAAGGAGAUGAUGGACUUCAGCAAGGGCGAGGAGGCUCAGCUCGAGACGGCCAUCAAGGAGCUGCACGACUCCGGCUUGCGCGUCGCCGUCUGCGGGGACAAGGUUGGCGACUUGGCCUUGCAUUAUCUCAACCGCUACGGCAUCCUGUGCAUCAGGAUCCUCAGCAAGUUCGAGCUGCGCCGGCUGUGUCGCGUUGUCGGCGCCACCCCUCUGGCACGACUGGGCGCGCCCAUGCCGGACGAGAUGGGCAACAUCGACGUCGUCGAGACGCUUGAGAUUGGAGGCGACCGCGUCACCGUCUUCAGGCAAGAGGACGAGGCUACCAGAACCGCCACCCUGGUGCUGCGGGGCGCCACCCAGAACCACUUGGACGACGUCGAGCGCGCCGUUGACGACGGCGUCAAUGUGGUCAAGGCAAUCACCCGCGACGCACGCCUCGUGCCCGGGGCGGGCGCGACCGAGAUUCAGCUGAGCGCCAAGAUACAAGCCCAGGGCGAGAAGACGUCUGGCCUCGGCCAAUACGUCAUCAAGAAAUACGGCGAAGCUUUCGAGGUUAUCCCCCGUACCUUGGCCGAGAGCUGCGGCCUCGACGCCACCGAGGUUUUGAGUCGAUUGUACGCUGCUCAUCACAAGAUCGACGACGGCGACACGGGCGUGGAUGUUGAUAACAACGACGGCAGCGGCAUCCUCGACGCGACUGACGAAGGAAUCCUCGACCUCCUGGCGUCGAAAUCGUGGGCCAUAAAACUCGCCACAGAGGCCGCUCGCACAGUCUUGUCGGUAGAUCAAAUCAUUGUCGCCAGACAAGCUGGCGGUCCCAAGCCCCCAGGCCCCAACCCGAAUUGGGAUGAGGACUAG
This is a messenger RNA of Ustilaginoidea virens, 1644 nucleotides long. RefSeq lists its product as uncharacterized. The transcript is spliced from 4 exons. The coding region runs from base 1 to 1644 and encodes 547 amino acids. Gene Ontology annotation, cellular component: chaperonin-containing T-complex. Gene Ontology annotation, molecular function: ATP-dependent protein folding chaperone; ATP binding; ATP hydrolysis activity. The record is from RefSeq and is a predicted model, not a curated record. Lineage: Eukaryota; Fungi; Ascomycota; Sordariomycetes; Hypocreales; Clavicipitaceae. Gene Ontology annotation, biological process: protein folding.